UCCCGUGAGGCCUCGGGAGCGCGCGGAUGACGCACCGCGACGCUUCCGGCCUCGCGGAGAGCUGUGCGCGUCCGACGCCCGGAAGGUAGAGUGGUUCUCUAUGACUGCUUUAUCCCUGUGGUUGUCUUACUAUGGCUGAAAAUGACCUAGACAAAACCCACGCUGAAAAACUCCAAAAGAGAAUACAAGAACUGGAGCAGGAGGUAGAAAGACUUAAAAGAGAACAAGCCAACAACAAGGAUUCAAAGGGUAGAGAAAGUUCAUCAGGAACCGGAAAAGCCAAGCGUGCAUUUGAUUUUAGUGCUCACGGUCAAAGGCACAUAGCCCUGAAGAUCGCCUACCUGGGCUGGGGAUACCAAGGCUUUGCCAGUCAGGAAAAUACAAACAAUACCAUUGAAGAGAAACUAUUUGAGGCCCUAACCAAGACUCGACUGGUAGAAAGCAGACAGACCUCCAACUAUCACCGGUGUGGGCGGACAGACAAAGGCGUCAGUGCCUUUGGACAGGUGAUUUCUCUUGACCUUCGUUCUCACUUUCCAUGGAGCAGGGAUUCAGAGAAUUUUAAUUUGAAAGACGAAGUCAAUGAUGCCGCUAAAGAGAUCCGUUAUACCCACAUUCUCAACCGGGUGCUCCCUCCUGAUAUCCGGGUACUGGCCUGGGCCCCUGUAGAACCGAGCUUCAGUGCUAGGUUCAGCUGUCUUGAGCGGACUUACCGCUAUUUUUUCCCUCGUGCUGAUUUAGACAUUGGAACCAUGAAUUAUGCUGCUCAGAAGUAUGUUGGUACACACGAUUUUAGGAACUUGUGUAAAAUGGAUGUAGCCAAUGGAGUGAUUAAUUUCCAGAGGACUAUUCUGUCUGCUCAAGUUCAGCUGCUAGGCCACAGCCUGGGUGAUGAGAAACAACAAGAACCUUUCCAGUUAUGUCAAUUUGAAGUGACUGGCCAGGCGUUCCUUUAUCAUCAAGUCCGCUGUAUGAUGGCUAUUCUCUUUCUGAUUGGCCAAGGGCUGGAGAAGCCAGAUGUUAUUGAUGAGCUGUUGAACAUAGAAAAAAAUCCCCAGAAACCUCAAUACAGCAUGGCUGUAGAGUUUCCUCUAGUUUUGUAUGACUGUAAGUUUGAAAAUAUCAAGUGGAUCUAUGACCAGGAGGUUCAGGAGUUCAAUGUUACCCACCUACAACAACUGUGGGCUAAUCAUGCCGUUAAAACUCACAUGUUGUAUAGUAUGCUACAAGGACUGGAGUCGUUUGCGGUAUCCUGUGGGACAGGACCAAAGAUGGAUGGAGAGGUAGAAUGGAGAAAUAUUAACCCCCCCAUCAUAAAGCAGACCAGCGCAUUUGUGGAAGGAGUGAAAACACGCACAUAUAAACCCCUAAUGGAGCGUCCUAAAUGCCAAGGAUUAGAAUCCCGGAUCCAGCAUUUUGUACGAAGGGGACGCAUAGAGCAUCCACAUGUAUUUUAUGAGGAAGAGACAAAAGCCAAAAGGGACUGCAAAGAGACUCUAAGGGAAGAAAAUACGAUUUUGGAGAAACCAACAAAAAGAGCCUGUGUUGAAACAGAAGUCAAAAGUAUCAAUUAAUCAGACAUGGGUUAAUCACUACUAUGUGUAAAGGCAUUUCUUCCUGCCGUUUAGGUAAUUUGGAUAUUCUGUUUCUAAAUAAAGCAUUUAAAUGAUCAU
This is a messenger RNA of Sorex fumeus (smoky shrew), 1673 nucleotides long. It is a transcript of the gene PUS3, whose product is annotated as pseudouridine synthase 3. Gene Ontology annotation, biological process: mRNA pseudouridine synthesis; tRNA pseudouridine synthesis. The transcript has 5 exons. NCBI's taxonomy places the organism in Eukaryota, Metazoa, Chordata, Mammalia, Eulipotyphla, Soricidae. The coding region runs from base 132 to 1574 and encodes 480 amino acids. Gene Ontology annotation, cellular component: nucleus; cytoplasm. Gene Ontology annotation, molecular function: RNA binding; pseudouridine synthase activity. The record is from RefSeq and is a predicted model, not a curated record.